This is a messenger RNA of Orbicella faveolata, 2163 nucleotides long. Its product is annotated as homeobox protein otx5-B-like. Gene Ontology annotation, biological process: regulation of transcription by RNA polymerase II. Gene Ontology annotation, cellular component: nucleus. The record is from RefSeq and is a predicted model, not a curated record. Lineage: Eukaryota; Metazoa; Cnidaria; Anthozoa; Scleractinia; Merulinidae. Gene Ontology annotation, molecular function: RNA polymerase II cis-regulatory region sequence-specific DNA binding; DNA-binding transcription factor activity, RNA polymerase II-specific.
GGAUGUCGUUUGUAACCAUUUAAUAUCUUUGAUAUUUCUCAACCGGGAUAAUCUUUCCUCGGUAAUGCCUAAAGCGCUAAGUGGGUUUUGGGAUUAGCCAAUUUUUCUUAGUUCCUGUCAGGAGGCAGUUCUAUUAAUAUUUAGACUGUGUGCUCACAAAUGUAGCUAUAGCUGUAAACAUGCGUGGAAACAUAAUAGCAUUCGUCCUUCGGUUUCACGAUAUUCAUUUGUCUGUUUUAAUGUACAAUGCAUUUAAAAGGCCAUAAUUUCCUUUAGUUAAUCUGAGUGACCGUCCAUUAAGUUGCAAGUUGUACUAGCACUGCUUGGGGGACCUAAAAUAUCUUUAUUUGAUCGAAGGGUUUGACAUUAUUUAGUCUAAUUGACUUCCUUUCCUUCCCCUCGGUCCGGACAGUUUAUAUGAGGUGAUAUAGCCUGUGCCAAAACCUGUUAUUUUUCUGUUGUUAUCUCUGGCCUGGCGUAGUAUUAAUUUUCCAGUGAAUGGAGUUCUGCCUAGUCGUUUUAACGCACGUUAAGCACAGCUGUUACCAUUCAGCAGUUAUAAAAGCUUGUAAUCCACGCCUGGUGCGUAGAUACGACUUUUUUAAAACUUGUUAUUAUCUUCAACUUGCAAAAUAUGUCACGGAAUAUCGAUAUUUAAAGACUGGCUUAAUUCUUGUCGGCUUAGCAUUAUCCUCCCAGCUAAGCCACAAAUAGUGGUAUAAUCCGUCAUCAAAGGCUGGGGCAAGGUUUAUGAUUGUUAACCAAACUGUUCACAUCAUCGUAUCAACCGAUCAUAAACGUUUUGCCUGGGAAAGAGGAAGGAACCUUUUGAUACGUCUUUCUGAUAUUCAUGGAGUUCUUUUGGCCAGGAUAUUCACUACCCUGUGUAGGGUGUUCCCAGUGUUUAAUGUCAAGGUUUUUUGAAGGUCCUCCAAGAAAACAGCGGCGAGAACGAACCACCUUUACCAAAUCUCAGCUGGAAAUACUGGAUGAGCUCUUCGCCAAAACAAAAUAUCCUGACAUCUUCAUGAGAGAGGAAGUGGCCAUGAAAAUAAACCUGCCUGAAAGCAGAGUACAGGUUUGGUUUAAAAACAAACGCGCAAAAUGUCGGCAGCAAGACAAACAGACGGGAACCCAAAACAAGACGUACCCGGCGAAGAGAAAAAACUCAUCACCGCUCGCACAAGAUCCAGGGAAGCCAGCAAAGAGGAGCAUACAGAUAUCUACAGCAAAGCCAGUCAGCAAGUUCAAUUAUAACACAGCAGCUUCAUGGCCACAGCAAAGCACAAAUACCCUGGAACAGAAUAUGCAAGCACUGGUAAAUAUCCAGAGAAACACAGGAUAUCAGCCCUCAAAUGCGGUCAAUAACACCAUGAUGGGCCCGUCCAUCCACAAGCAAGAUUUCCCUUAUGCCAAAAACAUACCAAUGAAUAACUGGAUGUCAAUCAAUCACAACGUACAACCAAGUUAUUUUACACCCUCCUUUAUAUGAUAUGCAGUAAAUAACCUAAAUACCAGUGUAACAAAAAUAUUUAAAUCUAAAUGCAGAACUUUCAUGUGCCAUAUGUAACCAGCACUUUUAAAUUUCGGUUAGUUGUUUUGAACUGUACAUUUAGUAGCCAAAACCACGUGAAAAACAUUAAUUGUUAUCUACAGUAGAAUGCAUUUUGUAGACCCCAUGUUUCAAAAACAUCGUGCAUGUUUUCUUGGUCUAGCCUUAUGCUAUUGUGUUGCUGUUGUUAGUGUUUGAAUUAGACUCCAAACCAGCCUCUCGUUUGCACCCAGCCACUGCCAUUGUUUUGUUCCCUUCCCUUCACUAAGGUGUGUAAAAAAUUAAUAGUACUUAUGUUGUCUUAUGGUUAGGAUCGGCUAACGUUUUACUUCACGAUAAAUUUUGAUGCUGAUUUUACCAGCUUGUUCAUGUACUUGCCUAUGGAAACUGCAGUCAGAUGAGAAAUCAAGAGCGCAAAAUUUCGCUUUACACUGUUAUACUGUAGUCACAAGUUAUUGCUAUACAGUAAACACACCCAAAAUUAAUUUUAAAAACUCUAAUAGACCGUAUGAGAACACAAUGUACUUUUUACGCGCGUAACCAAGUUAACAGAAAACAAACUGUUACCUACGAGGAAUGAAAAGAAAUAAAAUUAAAGUUAACCAAACUGA